This is a messenger RNA of Temnothorax curvispinosus, 5776 nucleotides long. RefSeq lists its product as uncharacterized. Bases 1884 to 3647 code for a protein of 587 amino acids. The record is from RefSeq and is a predicted model, not a curated record. The transcript has 6 exons. Lineage: Eukaryota; Metazoa; Arthropoda; Insecta; Hymenoptera; Formicidae.
AACGCGGGUCUCCCCGUGUGCGGCCCGCCGUUCCCGCUUGCGGCACGCGCGCGCGCGCGUCCGCCCGCCUGUUCGUACGUUCGUCCGUUCAUACAUUCUUUCUGUCCGUGAGAGUAACGUAAGCGGCGCGAUGUGGCACAACAAAGUGGGAAAACAGACGAGUAAAUAAGUCGUUGUGCACGCCGAAACAAGGGGGUUAUUGCGUUCCCAAUUAAUAUAAACGACGAAUCGCGCGAAACGUUUUGAAACGGAAAACGAGAGUGCGGUCGUUCAUUCAUCGCGGCAAGAUAGACGCAAGCGUGCGAAGUCGUUGUGAUAGUAGCAUAGUUUAAAUGUAUAAAGAAGAUAAACGGAGUUUACGCGAGAAAUGUGUCUUCAAAAUUGAUUAGAAUCGUUUAGGAAACAGUCGGAAUGUGAUCCGAGGUAUCACGGGGAGAAAGAGAGAGAAAUAACCGCCUGGAGCUGACUGAUCGAUCACGCGCGUCGCGUGGACUAGGUCAAGUGACUAAUUAACAGGCGAGAGCAAUUUAGAGCGAUUAAACAGAGAGGCGUCGAAAACUUCCCUGGCAAUUUUCGAUCCAACCCCGUCGUCCAAUCGUCCGACCAAAUAUCGAUUCUGGAUAGAAUCCGUCGAGCAAAAUUGCCGUAAUAAAAGAUAGAAAAAAAAAUCAACCAAAUUCGUUACGCCGGACGAAAACGGUGUCAACGAAGGCGCGGAAAAGGUCGCUGGUUGUUUUCGGGGGGCGGGGUGAGAGGAGCGUACGAGGGGUGCAGCAGGUGCAGCGGGAACGCAGCUUCUGUCAUCGAUCUCGCCGCGGCUGCAGCGAGCAUGGCGCGGCCCGCCGCACACGCCGAGCCGCGUCCGCGUGCGGACGCGUGGCGAUCGACAGCGACCAGAUGAUGAUGAUAUGUUAAUUGGUCACGAUCGGUCGGUGACGCGCAUCGAUUUGUCGACGAUCAUCCCCGACGACGAUGAUGUCAACAACGAGAACGAUGACGAUAACGACGACGACGACGACGAGGAGGAGGUCGACGUCGACGGAACCGCGAGCGCUGGAUCUUUCCGACACAGGAGAUCGAUCGAACGCCUCCCUUCGGUAUCCCCCGGAGCAGUUGCACGGCUUUCCCGGCGUGAACGUUCGAGCGUAAACCUUACGGCGAAAGGGUAAAAGCGCGAAGGGACCGUGAGUUUCAGCGCCUUCGGUACGAAGAGGAGAGCGACGCCGGUUUGCACUGCGCGGUCGCGGUGCGUCGUCCGCGGACGCGCGCGGACGGUGUUUACAUUUGCGAGAGCCGCGAGACGUGGACCCGCGAAAUUGAGAUAUCGAUCGGGGUUUCACGGGGAGAGCACGAUUCAACGAAGAUCGCGGCGUCUCGUUUAUCUCUCGCGCUCGGCGUUUCGGCUCGCGAGAACGUAGACUUGAAAAGGAGCGUCAAUCUGCAAAAAUUCGCGCCUGCCACUGGUGUUUAUAUCUAAUCUUGUAAGAUGCACAUCCGUGAAAUCGCAAGAGUGUGCCAUACAAUUAGUGAGACUUUAGGCACGCAAAAUAAAAGAAAUACAAGUUUUAAUUAAUAUUGUGAUCGUAUCCGACAAGAAUUUGACGAUUCACGCGCUAAUAUGAAAAGUAUCAGUAGCAAUUUUCGGGAACAUCGAGAGAAGAUAAGCAAUUUGAGAGACGGAGUGCGUACUCGCGUUUAUCAAUUCAACCAUCAAAGAGUUUGGUCUGUGUUGCGUGAUAUACUGUAACCGAGAUAGAUCAGAGUCUCGCGCGCGAUGUCGGCGCGCAACGGGAGAAACGUAGCCUAAGCGUACCGCGCCAAGCAGGGGUGAUCUAGAUCGAUACGUGAAGGCCUCAAACGCAGCGUCGCGCAAAAUCGCAGAGAUGGACUGCUGCAAUUACAUCGAGGCUUACGCGGCAGGUGGUCAUUUUUAUCAGCAGCAGCAGCAGUACUUCUGUUACGACAAUGGUAGCGUGGCGUAUACCGGUUACGACGCCGCGCCGAUCUCUAACGCAAUCGACAUUAAUGCUCGAUACAACGGGGCGAUACCACCCACGUACCCGACAGAUUAUGUGUAUAAUCCAAAGGAGGCGAGGCUACGGAAGGCGAUGCGCGAGCAGACUCGCGAGCUGUCACGGCGAUCAAUCUUGCAAAACGCGAUCGCGCGCACGGCCGCGAUUAGCGGCGGCAAUUCCGUUGUUUCGAUGGCCGGCGGCUUCCUAAAUCAGCAUCAUCGUUUCGAUUGCGCGUCGAUGCCCAUGGGUUCAAACGUGAGCCCUCAUCAAGUGGCCGAGCCCUGGUUCCAGGCCGCGCAUCGUCUGAAAUCCGCGCACUCGCCGCGAAUCGGCGAUUGGUAUGGGAACGUGUGCGGUGACCCGAUCGAGAGGCUGCAAGCGAUGGGCACGAUGCACCAGCAUCAGCAGCAGCAACAACAACGUGACCUCGAAAAGUCUAAGGACCAAAGGAAUCAGGUGGCGGAGUGCGCCGCGGUGGCGUUUUCUUCCAACGGCUACUCACCGGACAUCGCAACUGCGGAAAGAGAAAUCCGCCGACCAGAACCCGCGGCGGAAUACGCCGACUUCGUCGACGGCCAGAAAUGGCACCCUUAUCAAAAUAGCGUAAGCCCUCAUCCACUUCCGAGAACGCCUCAUCCAUCACCGCAAAUGGGUGGCGUUCUUCACUCGAAUGUCCAGAAUACAAACGCGCAUGGACAUGGUCCAUGGGGCCAAUUUUGUCACGGCAUGCUACCACAUGUCCCAAGUGCGGCUCGCAACGCGGCGAUUCGGGGUCCGCGACAUGCAGUUUUCUUACGGGAUCGUACACCUACUAGGCAUUGUACAUUCUUGGAAGACGCGUCGCAAAUGAGUUAUGCGCCGAGCAAAUUGAACAUUGAUAGCAUUCGCGCGUCUUAUCCGCCGUCGGAGCAUCAGAUGCCAAGGUUACUGGGAUCAGCGGUAAAUUCCGUCAUAGACUCGACAACGACGACGACGAUGAAUCGACGCGAGGAAAACGGCGGGACCAGAUGGGAGCCAAACCUGCCAAACAAUACUGGGAUGCCUCUCGAUGAACUCGUGCCAACCUCCACGACGCAGGAAAGCACGGUUUCUCACGAGAAAGAGCGCGAAUCCCGGCACUCGAGCGAGCGCUUCGAGCUGAAGAAAAAGCCCGUCUCGAAGCAGCCGCUCCCGGGUUUCCAUCAGGCCUUUGGCUCCACGGAGAUCGGCAAGUUCUCCAGGUCCGAGUUCUUCGUGAAUAUGGUGGGCGAAAGCGGUAGUAGCGGCGAUGUUACAACGGAUGACGGUGACGGCGCCGAUGGCGGCGACGACGGCGAAGUAGUAAGUAGGGAACAUUCCCUGUCGGAAGCAGUGGAAAAUGCCGCCUCGGCGACGGCUGCGGUCGCGGCGGCCGCGACGGCCGCGACCGCAGCUACGGCGGCGACCGCUGCCGCAGCGGCGGUUGUCGCGGCCACCACAGCUGGCGCCUGCAGGAUUUUCGACACCGAGAAUAACCAGGCCACAUUUGCCGUCGGCGACGACGCCGUCGGCGCGCCGUCGUCGAUUGGCAGCGCGUACUGCGGACAACCGGCGGCGGCGGCGACGCCGCGCUGGCACAGUCCACACGUAGGCGCUAUAGGUAGCGAAAUUUAAACGAGGAUCGGCUGCGGUAUCGCGUACUGUCUUUUGUCGAUAUUUUUUACUAUAGCGAGAAAUAUCAAGAGACAACGUUUAGGGAGCAAGAAUUCACAGAAUUUUAUAUUAGAUUAAUUGAAAGACGGAAGAGUCACGUCAAAUUUAUUACUUCGUGAUUGUAAACGGCGAUUUUUUAAUUAUGGAACAAACAAGUAUUGUUGGUACGGUACAGAAUACCGCUGCAGAUCGAUUUCAGUAGGACGUUGUCCUCGUCUUUUUUUUAGGCUAAAGUGGUUCCCGUAGCUUUCCGGCGCGUGACAGUUUGCGAUAAAGUUGAGUGGCGAUAUAUUGUAUUUCCGAUAGAAACAAGUUACAGGUGUAACACUGGUAGUUUGAUGUGUAGCAAAUUUUGGUAACGAAAGAACUGUCCAUAUUUUACGUUGCAUAUGCCAAUAGGAGACUCAUCCAGAAAUUGGAACCGCUCAUGUAUCUGAAUUUAAUCGCCGAAGUAAUUUCUACUCCGUUUAUUCGAGAUAAUGAAAUUCGCGAGAGACGACAUAAAAACACCAACCCCUUUGAUAUCUCUAACAUCAGAAAUUAAGCUCGAAAUCGCGUCGGUUUCAACCCCUGGAUUUGUCUCCAUGAUGAAACCUUUGUCGGAACCUACAGCGCCGCUUGGAAAGUAAAAGCGGGACACGCGUGUCAUGCGUAGCGAAUGCAAGUGCAUCGAUUGGCGAAAGCAUGUCGGGGAUCGAUGUUGGCGUACGAAACGUCCCGACAAACUGCGAACGUUCGUCGAGAUUGUGCCUUCCACAGGAUCGGGGACGCGUCGGGGAGUUCUCGUCGAGUUCUCUCGCCUUAUCGAAAAUCAAAGCAGCACGAUACACCGCGUCUCGUAUGCCAAAAGGAAGAUAUAAUCAAAAGAAAUCACGCCGAGACGAUCCUUACUCGAUCGGCACCUUCCAUCACUGUUGUUAGAUGCCGUCGGUGUUAUACACGUCGACGAGUGAUUAUAUAUAUAAAUAUAAAUAUAAAUAUAAAUAUUAUACUCGUGUGUAAUAAGAAGGAACGAAUACGCGCGACGAAGAGAGUAAGUUAUUUAGUAGAUUUCCUUAGGUCAGAACGUAUUGCCGCGCGCGGAGAAACGAUCAAAUAAAAGUGAAGUACGCCUGCGAGCGUAGGAGGCUGAGAAGCCGACAGGUAAACGCUUUUCCGCUUCUGGAAAAUAAUUGCGAAGGGGCAUGCACGGUGGUUCGUGUUGAGAAUCUGCAUUUGAACAUUUUUUCACAGUUUUUCCUCUUUUUGGCACAUUUAAAAUUAAUUACCACUUAACACUUGAUUAGACAAAUUUUUUCUUUCUCUACAUAUAUUGCUAAUUAGUUUUAGUUAAUUAGGUAUUUAACUAAAUAUUUUAAUUGGCCAAUUGAUUUAAUUCAUCCAUUUAAGUCAAUGCUCUUAUAUAAAUGCUUCGUUAUUAUACAUUUAAAUGUGUUAAUUUUGCGCAAAAAUCUUUUCUACUGUCUAAUCUAACGAAGUGUAUUUGCCGGCAGAUUCUUAAUAUGCGCUAUAGUAUCUAUAACUUGCGUCUAGUCUUAUAUCGACCAGUUAAUUCGGGAUAAAUUCGUGCCGGAUACCCUGUACCUAUGAUGGGACCAAAAAUUGAACGAAAAACUUUUAUGUUGCGUUCACCGUCGCGCUCACGCCCUACGUAUGGUCGCGUAAAAAGAACUUCCCUCAUUCUGUUCGCGCGAUCGCUCGCGAGUGAAAGCAAAAACGUCACACUUCCGCUCCGAAACGUGGAAUAUAUUCGACAGAAUAGUGCGACUACGUGAAUGAAAGUAUAUUAAUACACAUAUAUAAUUGAAAAAAAAAAAUAUAUUCCACUUCUUGCAACGGAAUGAGCAUAAUCUCACGCCUUACAAAACAUAUUUAGACAGCCGUCAGAUCGAAGUGUGCGUGAAUAUCAUAACCGAAAAAUGACGUUAUCCUCGUAGGAUGAAAAUUGGAGUAAUUUUGAGCUAGAUAUCGAUAAUAUGCGACGUCGUAAAAAAUAAAAAACUUUCUUGGCGUUGAUGUACUGUGCAUGUUGGACGAUACAGAUAAACUUUAAAUGAGGAAUACUGUUUAAUUAAUCGGAAGAACGUAAA